CCCCCUUCUUCUCUCCCUGCGUAAGCUGAUGCCUUCUUGUUCUUUGGGCCAGGUGGAUGUUUAAAAUGAGGUUGCAGCCCAUGCGAUUUCUUUUCCAGCAUUCGCCAUUCAGUCGGCGCGCUCCAUACCAACGCGCUCCUCACUCGACAUUACGCAAGAUGACUACCCCAACUGCUGCGACAGUGCUGUAUGCACUGACCGUUUCCAGCUCCCCGGCGCGACCUGGGCCUGAAGACGUAUUGGAGAAGACUCAUCAUACGAAGUCUGGGUUCAGAAACCCAUGGGAGUCCUAUCGCGAUCACAGCCCCAAGGAUAUCAUGGGAAUGCUACUCUCUCGACGAUUGAAAGGCGAAGCGAAUGCGCCCGACAUGACACCUCCAGCUACCCGCAAGCCCGAAUUCCUUCCUAGUCGAGAGACACCCAAGCUUCGGGCAACCUGGCUUGGACAUGCAUGCUACUACGUUGAGUUCCCAAGCGGGCUCCGUGUUCUGUUUGAUCCUGUAUUUGACGGUCGCUGUGGGCCAUAUUCCUUCGGCCCGAAGCGCUAUACCGAGCCCCCAUGCAAGAUCGAGGAUAUCCCUGUCAUUGAUGCUGUCGUCAUCUCCCACAACCAUUAUGAUCAUCUGUCCUACCCUACCGUCAGUAAAAUCGCCAAGCAACAUCCCAAUUGCCAUUUCUUCGCGCCCCUCGGAAACAAAUCGUGGUUCCAUGACUCCAAAAUCUACAAUGUAACAGAGUUGGAUUGGUGGGAUGAGCGAGAUAUUGCAAUGUCUCCAGCGGAGGAAAAGGCGACGGAGGUUGAGCCGUUAGGAAAGGCUUCAAUGGCGGCUGAUAUCAAAGCGCGUAUCAGUUGCAUGCCUUGCCAACACAUCACGGCUCGUGGCCCAUUCGACAAAUGCAAGACUCUGUGGGCAUCAUGGGCUAUUGAGUCCGGUGGUAGUAAGGUGUAUUUCGCUGGAGAUUCCGGUUACCGCGCGGUGGACGAAAUACCUAAGGGAGAAGAUGAUUGGGACCCCAAGUAUAAUUUUCCUAUCUGCCCUGCUUUCAAGCAGGUUGGUGAAUUCCGAGGUCCAUUUGAUCUAGGUCUCAUUCCCAUCGGAGCCUACGCUCCUCGCCAUAUCUUUAGCGCUGCGCAUGCUGAUCCUCAUGAUGCCGUGCGAAUGUUCAAGGAUACCAAAUGCAAGAAUGCCUUGGCUAUGCAUUGGGGAACGUGGGUUCUUACCGAAGAAGAUGUCCUUGAGCCCCCGAGGAAGUUGAAGGACGCACUUAAGCGUCACAAUAUUCCCGAGACCGGCGUCUUCGAUGUGUGUGAGAUUGGAGAGAGUCGGGAAUAUUAAUAAAUCCAAGGCCCAAGAGCCCUGAGGCGAGGAAACCUGCCCAUAUGGCAGGAACGAACUUGUAACUACCCCCAUGUACAAUAUGAAUCAAAUACUUGUUCUCAUCUAGCGCGUACUGCU
This is a messenger RNA of Penicillium canescens, 1457 nucleotides long. RefSeq lists its product as uncharacterized. Gene Ontology annotation, molecular function: N-acylphosphatidylethanolamine-specific phospholipase D activity; zinc ion binding. The coding region runs from base 57 to 1337 and encodes 426 amino acids. Gene Ontology annotation, biological process: N-acylphosphatidylethanolamine metabolic process; N-acylethanolamine metabolic process. The transcript is spliced from 4 exons. The record is from RefSeq and is a predicted model, not a curated record. Gene Ontology annotation, cellular component: cytoplasm; membrane-bounded organelle. Lineage: Eukaryota; Fungi; Ascomycota; Eurotiomycetes; Eurotiales; Aspergillaceae.